AUGGAUGCUUCUUCAACAUUCAUUGUUAUUAUCUUGGCCGCCGGGAUGGUGGCCUUCAUCGGAGCGGUUAUCUGCAUCAUCGCAGCCGUUCACACCGGUUCCUCCAGGGCUGCACAACAGCAACCAGCAACCGACAACCACUCGCUGUAUCCGGGCGCGAAUACUGCGGCGGGCUCCGUGGCCCGGGCCGGAUCUUUGGGCGCUCUCCAUGGUUCUGAAACACCCGAUUCAGAAGCACCGACCUUCAACAUCGGGCUCAGCGGGCUGGACGGUGUCACCGGACUCACCGGGCAUGACCCAACGGUCAGUCGACUCAUCUGCACGCCGAUCCCCGCCGGGGAAUGCAACACGAAAAACUUUCAGCAACAAGCAGAAGACCCGUCGCUUUACGCGGGGGAAGACUGGGGCUACCUCCGCACCACCGCGGAGGAGCUCCGGCAGACCGUCAUGCAACAAAAGGACCAGAUACUGACCGACCAGCGGACAAUCAGGGACCUGACGGGGAAACUAUCCGAGUGUGAGAAGGGGCUGGACGGCGGCAGCAGCAGCGCUGACAGACGCGGGAGCGCUGCGGGGUUGUGGGGGGGCAAAGGCUCGGCAGAGGAGACGCACCUGGAGCGGAUCAUGGUGAGGGGCAGCCCGGGCUCGACGCCCGACAAUGUACACUUGCUCACCGUUAGGGCUGUGGAUGAACUGGAGCAGGCAAUCACUCAGCUCAAGGAUCGCAUAGAGAAACUGGAGUCAGACAUUGGCCCAUUUCCUCACAACCAGACGGACAGCAACACCUCAGGAGCGCCAGAGGAAGGCGGGAUGUCUGGUGGUCCGGAAAGGUUGGCCGAUCCCGGGAACAAAGCUGGUGCUGACAGGCCCUGGAGGAUGGAAGACUUGGAGGGGGAGCUGGAGAGGAAGGUGGAGCUGCUGGAGAAAGAGAGAAAAACCCUGAGGCUGGAAACAGAGAAGCACAGGCAAGGAAUCGACCGGGGCAUCAAUAAACUGCACCACCGAAUCUCAGGACUGGAGGAAGGUGUCUCAGGACAUUCCUUCCCAGAGGGCUACCGGUUGUCUUUCCCAACUCGGACAAACUACAUGUACGCUGUUGUGAAACCCUCCAUCCCAGCGCUGCGGGCCUUCACCACCUGCCUGUGGCUGCGGCCCGCAGAGGGAGGAAUCGGGACACCUCUGUCUUACGCUGUUCCCGAGCAACCCAACGAACUAGUGCUGCUGCAAGGCCUGCAUACCCCCACUGAGCUGCUCAUCAAUGACAAGGUGGCGCAGUUGCCUCUAAACCUCUCCCGAGGCAGCUGGCAGCACAUCUGUGUGAGCUGGAGCCAGAAGGGAGGAGCUUGGCAGGCAUACCAGGGGGGGAAGCUGAGGGGCGAGGGUCACGCGCUGGCAGCCGGACAUCACAUCAGACCUGGAGGAGUGCUCAUACUGGGGCAGGAGCAGGAUUCCCUGGGUGGCGGUUUUGACUCAUCCCAGGCCCUGGUUGGAGAGCUGUCUCAGGUGGGUCUUUGGGACCGGGUCCUGUCUUCUAACCAGGUCGCCAGCUUGGCCCGCUGUGGCAGAAUAAGCCAGGGCAGCGUGGCCCCCUGGACCGAGAACGGAGUUGAGGUUUACGGUGGAGCAACCAAGGACCCGGGGGAGCCUUGUAGUAAACACAACAGGAAUUCUCGAUGA
Molecule: messenger RNA, 1677 nt
Organism: Perca flavescens (yellow perch)
Lineage: Eukaryota; Metazoa; Chordata; Actinopteri; Perciformes; Percidae
Gene: nptxra
Product: neuronal pentraxin receptor a
Exons: 6
Coding region: 1-1677 (558 amino acids)
Source: RefSeq, a predicted model, not a curated record